AUGUCAACUACAACAACGCUUCCUCGCCCGCCGCGGCCAUCCCUCGCUCCACCUACAAGUCCUCUCCCAUCCCUACCAGUCGCGAAGUCUCGAGUCUCGAGCGUCAGUCCGUCACUUCGAACGUCUUCGGGCUCUUUGCUCCCAUCCCCCACGGUCGCAAGUCGCGCGGUCUCGUCGUCUGGUCUGCCCCAGCGGCCCGUCAAGGGCCACACAAACUCAACAUCCAAUGUACCCACACUGACUGCUUCUGAUUCACCUGCCGGGCCAUUACCGCCAGGUAAAUCACUUCGUAAGGCAGUCAGUAUUGGUGCAUUCCCACAACCACCCAAGUACGGGGGCAGAUCUCCAAGUCACCCACCGAGUCCGCUCUCGGCUAGCUCCACGCCCAACGGGGAGACGCUCGACCAGAGACUAUCCGCAACACCCAAGGCAGGGCCAUCGAGACAAGGCAGCGUGAAGCGGAUCGCGCCCCGGGUGUCGAACAUAGGAGGAGGGCGUGGUCUGCUGGCGAAGUCACCACUAACGCCCCCAAGCUUGCUGAACGGAUCUGGAGAGUCAGUAUCAGUGGUCAACACCAACCAUCUUAGCCUGCCCUCACCACCACAAAGCAGGAACUCUUCCGCCCAAGGCUCCUACGCCACCAGCGCGACCACAUUCGAAGACAUCGGCGACGAGCGAGCGGAGGCGAGUGGCGCAGACAAGAACAACCCACAAAAGGACGGCAAAGGCAAUGUCCUCGUCAGUGUGCGUGUGCGGCCAGACUUUGGCGCAAAGGACCGGCAGCAAGAGUUAGAAUGGGAAGUCAGUGGAAAGCGGUCACUGAUCGCCUAUAAGGGCAAGGAGGGCGGAGAUUACAUCUAUGAUAAUGUAUUUGACACUCAAGACAACAACGCCAGGGUCUAUGAUGCGGCUGCCAAGCGACUGGUUCGACGGGUCAUGGAGGGUUACCAUGGAACUGUCUUCGCGUACGGUAUGACCGGAACGGGUAAGACAUUUUCUAUGCAAGGUACAGCGACGAACCCUGGAGUUAUCCCACUCGCCAUUACCGACAUAUUCUCGUACAUCCGAGAAACACCGCACCGAGAGUUUCUUCUGAGAGUCAGCUACUUGGAGAUUUACAAUGAGAGAAUUCACGACUUGUUGGCUGGUCCAAUCGCAAAUGCAACCGGACCCGCUGCACCCCAGGAGGAAAUCAAGUUGAGGGAAGAUAGCAAGAGAGGUGUUUAUGCAACGCCCCUGAAAGAAGAGAUUGUUCAGAGUCCUACGCAGCUUCUAAGGGUGAUUGCGCGAGGUGACAAUGCACGAAAAGUGGCUGGAACCCAGUUCAACGCCCGAAGUUCUCGAAGUCACGCAGUGGUUCAGAUUGUGGUGGAAAGUAGAGAGCGCGGUGCUAGCGGAGUUGCGAAUCUGAAAGAUUCCAAGCGGUCGGCUAUCUCUCCGGGUGGUGUCAGGGUUUCAACAUUGAGUUUGAUCGAUCUGGCUGGUUCUGAGAAGGCGGCGGACAAUGCGGAAAGGCGUACCGAGGGAUCUCACAUCAACAAGAGUCUGCUGACGCUUGGAACUGUGAUUGCUCGGUUAUCAAGCGAAGACAAGGAGAAGGACAAGGGAGGGAAGGGAAAGCACUUGCCGUACCGUGACAGCAAACUCACCCGCCUAUUGCAACCUGCUCUAUCCGGAAACUCUCUCGUCAGUAUUCUAUGUACGAUCCAGAUUGGAGCCAGUGGUAGCAGCGCGGCAUCAAACAGCCACACGGGCGAGACCAUCAACACGCUCAAGUUUGCUUCACGCGCAAAGAAUAAUAUCGUUAGCCACGCCAAGAAAGCAGAUGAUAGUAUAGGAGCCGGCGGAGACGCUGGCAGCCGAGCUCUGCUAGAUCGCUACCGUAUUGAGAUUCAAGAGUUACGCAAGCAACUUGAGGAGCAGAACAAGGCAAAAGAAACCCGAGAGGAGGAGAAGGAGAAAGAAAAGGAUGAGGAGGAAGAAAGGGCCCGAGAGCUGGAGGGCAAACACCGACAUGAGGAACAGAUGCUGGAAAUGCAACUUGCCCGGACAGCCCUCAAGGAACGAAUCGAACAUCUGAACCGGCUGAUUCUGAGUUCGAAAUCCCUGGGUGUCAACAACGGUCGGUCGUUCUCGUCUAUGAGCCUUCAGCGAGGGUCAGUCAUGAGCAAUGGUGGAGAUUUUAGGCCACUAUCUGCGCGGUCAUCCGCCAGCCACCAUACGCUCGAGGUCCCAGGUCACCACGGGUCUCAGGUCAUAUUCCCUUCUGUUCCACUUGGGAUUGAAGGCUCUGAGGAGGACGAUUCCGUUGGUGAGAAUGGAGAUGGCAUGGCUAGCCAAGCUGCCCAGAUACAGUCGCUUCAAUCCGACUUGGCCGACAAGAACCGCUACAUCAGCACGCUGGAGAAGCGUUUACUACAAGCCCGACGUUCGAGUCACUCUCGUGUGUCCAUGAGCUUACACAAGAUGACGGGAAGCAGUGAAGAUGGCGGAGCAGUCGCUGCCCUUGCCGAGAAGGACGCCGAGAUUCUGAGUCUACGAGCUCAGCUCGAGGAUAAGGAGAAAAUGAUUUCAGCCCUCACUUCGUCCAAGAAAAAGAAUGAAAACGCGCACGAGGUCGGUAGCGAUGGAUCUCCGAACAGCCGACGGACGUCUCGCCAGCGAAGCGAAGCUGGUAGCGUUGCUGGAUCGAGCGUGAAACUGAAAGGUUCACCGGUCACGACCACCCCUCGCGAGAGGAUCGGCCACCACAGCGUAAAGUCAGACAGGGAGAUGACGGACGUGACGAGAAUGCUGGACGAGAUGAUCUCAGAACGAGUAGACGCCACAGGCGGCGGACGGCGACGCAGCAGCCUCCGGCCCGUGACUGAGGGUCAACGGUGA
This is a messenger RNA of Aaosphaeria arxii CBS 175.79, 2883 nucleotides long. RefSeq names its product kinesin-domain-containing protein. The record is from RefSeq and is a predicted model, not a curated record. Bases 1 to 2883 code for a protein of 960 amino acids. Gene Ontology annotation, molecular function: microtubule binding; microtubule motor activity; ATP binding. Gene Ontology annotation, biological process: microtubule-based movement. The transcript is spliced from 2 exons. Lineage: Eukaryota; Fungi; Ascomycota; Dothideomycetes; Pleosporales.